UUCAUUCUCUCAUUCUGCGAUCGUAUCAAGUUUCUAAAAAUCUCAAAUCCGAUUUGGUUUCAUAAUACUCUCUUAUAAGAAAAAGAAUGUCUUGCUGCGGAGGAAACUGUGGUUGUGGAUCUGGCUGCAAGUGCGGCAACGGAUGCGGAGGGUGCGAAAUGUACCCAGACUUGGGAUUCUCCGGCGAGACGACAACAACUGAGACUAUUGUCUUGGGCGUUGCGCCGGCGAUGAAGAACCAGUACGAGGCUUACGGCGAGGGUAACAACGCUGAGAACGAUGCUUGCAAGUGCGGAUCUGACUGCAAGUGUGACCCUUGCACCUGUAAAUGAAGAAACAUAUCUACUUUUUUUUUAAAAAUAGGCAGAGAUUAAUUAAUAUCAACAGUGUUUUUAAUUUAAAAUAAAGUGACCUUAAAUGGUGUGUUUUAGGUUUGGUUAAUUAUGUGUAAUAAUAAGGAUCGGCUGCAGCUUAAUCUUUUUAGCCUGCCGACACUAGUAGUCUAGUAUUGCGUGUGGUUUAAUGAUCAUAUAAUCUUUUUAUUAUUAUUAGAUGUCUCUGCCAUGUGACGAGUUUGUACUUCCUUCUUCGAAUGGAAUGAAAAAGUUAUAAUACUUCAUAAUUCUGUUU
Molecule: messenger RNA, 630 nt
Organism: Capsella rubella
Lineage: Eukaryota; Viridiplantae; Streptophyta; Magnoliopsida; Brassicales; Brassicaceae
Product: metallothionein-like protein 2A
Exons: 2
Coding region: 87-332 (81 amino acids)
Molecular function (GO): metal ion binding
Source: RefSeq, a predicted model, not a curated record